AUGAAGCAAUUCGCAGCAGCUCUUUUCUUCGCCUCAACUGUGGUGGCUCAACCAUUUCAUUCUAUGGUUGCGUACCCAGAUAUUGGAACUUAUUUCAAUCAACCAAUUCAAGACGCCUCCGUCUGGGUCCCCCAUACCGUUGUCCAAUGGCCAGCUGGGUCUCUUCCAAGCUCUUGCGCCGUCCAAAUGGCGUCUCGUGGGUGUCAACCCAGCCAAGUCCAGGUCUACAAUGUGACUUAUCAAGAUUGUGACCGCCCAUGGGUCUUCUGCAGAUGUGAAACCGCUCCAGUCCAUAUCGGACGUUCUGCUGAUAUCUUCGGCCGUAUGCCAGUGCAUAUGAGAAGCAUGGUCCGUCACCCAAUGAUCGUUCCCAACCCGAACGGCGCCUGCUGUUGCGCUGCUCCCGAUGAUGGAGAUCUUAUGGUUGCUGGAGACUGCCCAAUCCCAACUUAUGCCCAUGAAGUUGGCCAUUUGAUUGACAACAGAGCCGAUGUCUUCGGCCAGGAUUAUUCCUCAAAGCCAGCAUUCGUUAAUGCUCUCGCCACCGACACUUGCAGCAUCAGCAACUACGGUAACACUGCAGGUCGCCACGAAGAAUUUGCCGAGAUGAGCAUUGCUGUUCUCUACAACAUCAACACUGGUCUUCUACCCGCAGUCGCUCCAGGUGCUACUACCGGCUGCUUCAACAACCAGCUUAACUUGAUUAAGACCAGAUUUGGUGCUCAGUAUUACACCUAUGGCGGCACUUGUGUUGGCCGUCUUCCUGAUUCCCCGACUGUUCCAGCGUCCCUAAGGGUUAAAGUUAAGCGUGAACAUCUUGUUGGCAGGUCUGGAUGGUGCAGGUUUAACCAGGAGAACUUGUAA
Orbilia oligospora ATCC 24927 is the source of this 864-nucleotide messenger RNA. RefSeq lists its product as uncharacterized. The transcript has 4 exons. The coding region runs from base 1 to 864 and encodes 287 amino acids. NCBI's taxonomy places the organism in Eukaryota, Fungi, Ascomycota, Orbiliomycetes, Orbiliales, Orbiliaceae. The record is from RefSeq and is a predicted model, not a curated record.